CUGGAUCAAUAGAUUGUGGAUAAGGAGGAGGAGAAACAGAGGUACCUGGCAGAGAAAGACCCUCCAUUACACACUGGGGGUAUGACCCUUGCCCAGCUCCAGGACCUAUGCAGGGAGCUACACACAAAGAUAGAUGUGGUGGAUAAGGAUAGGUGUGACAUUGAGGCCAAAGUCACACUCAACAAACGACAGAUCAAAGAUCUGAACAUUAAGGUGUUGGACUUGAGAGGGAAGUUCAAGAGGCCUAACCUGCGGCGAGUGCGUGUGUCAGCUGAUGCCAUCUUGCGCUCCCUGUUGGGCUCUAAGCACAAGGUGUCCAUGGAUCUAUGCACCAACCUCAAGUCUGUGAAGAAGGAGGAUACAGAGAAGAAGAGGCCAGUGGAAGACAGCGACUGGAGAAAGAACGUAAAGGCCAUGUCUGGAAUGGAGGGCAGGAAAAAAAUGUUUGACGCUGCCAAGGGCCCUGCCCAGUGAAGCUCGUCAGCCAAGCAACAAUUUGA
This is a messenger RNA of Osmerus eperlanus (European smelt), 500 nucleotides long. RefSeq names its product troponin I, slow skeletal muscle-like. Gene Ontology annotation, biological process: cardiac muscle contraction; skeletal muscle contraction. Lineage: Eukaryota; Metazoa; Chordata; Actinopteri; Osmeriformes; Osmeridae. The transcript has 4 exons. Bases 82 to 474 code for a protein of 130 amino acids. The record is from RefSeq and is a predicted model, not a curated record. Gene Ontology annotation, cellular component: troponin complex.